GGGAUUUGGAUUUACAGCAGUAGGAUCUCGGGAUCUCGAUUCCGGCAUGAAAAACCUCGAUUUAGGUAAUGGCGAUUUGGAUUGGGGCACUAAGAAACUGGGGUUUGGCUGAUGGGAUCUUGGCAUUGGGGAACUCGGAUGAUGUUCAAUCCGGUGUUUAUAGUCGGUGUGGAUUAGGCCUCGUGCGUGUAUGGUGUAGGAGGAGGGCGUCUCGUCAUGUGAUUUUAUUUACUACUUGUUUAGUAUAUAUUAUGUUUCACAUAUUUAGAGAUUGGAAUCAUAAAAAGUUAGUUCUUUCAUGAUUACAGUUCCCUCUAGUUCGUGUAACUAAUCUGUCAAUUAGUCAAUUAGCCUAGUUCCUGAUUACACACUCUUUUUUAUGUUUUAUGUCAGGCCCUUGAGCAGGUUACUCUGUUGCUCUGAAUUUUAAGUUGUGUAUUCUGGUGCCGCGCUCCCCAUGGAGUGUGUGCUUAUUUUUUUAUUUUACCUUCUUAAUAAAUGUACCAGAUUUGAACUUUAAAUUUUAUUAAAUGAAUUAAUAGUAUUAAAAUUUAAUUUAUGGCAAGGUUUACUACACUGACUAUAUCACAGUUUACUGAAACUCAAUCACUUUCAGGUGACAACUUUUUCAAAGAUGUGAGCUAUAUUAUUAUUAUUAUUAGUAUUGAGGUUGUAUGUGUUGAGCCCUUCUCUGCUUGAAAAAAAAGAAGCCAUGAAGCAUGGAGGCAAACAUAAUUGCAAAUCGAUCUGAGCUGCCUAAAUUUGAGUUUGAGUAUUGGGAGAUGGCCCAACCUGCAAUGCCGAAUGCUUUGAUAAAGAAUGAAUCUUCAAAUUCUAUCUUUGCUUUGUCAAUCAUGGGAAACACCUGUUUUUGCAAAUUGUUGAUCACUUACAACCUGCUGUUAAUUCAUCAUCGAAGGAAUACAAAAGUUCAAGCUCAUUUUACUAGCUACUCAUUGCUGCCUUAUCAUGAUUAUCAUAGCAGUCUGCUUUUAGGCUGCCACGUUCUCUUUACCCACGCGCGCGAGGGCGCGCGCUUUCUACUAGUAGUAACAGAUUGGUUAAGAGAAGAUGAGAUCAACAGGACCUGUCGGAUGGGACCCAAAGCACCUUAGUGACCCUGAUCGUCUUCGCCGGUGCUGCGGUCAUGCCUGCACUGCUUCGCCACGCCGGGAUCACAAGCUGGGGCGUCCCAACCCUCGCCGGCAUCGCACACUGGACCGCCACCGUGAGCCAUCUUCGGAGUCGUUUUUAUGUAUUGAACUUGUGAACUUGGAAUAAUGUGUACUUUUGAAUGUGUGGUUUGUAAUAUAUUGUGAAUUUUGUACAAAUUUGGUUGUUUGUGAUAUAUAAAUAUAUAUAAAUAUGGUUUGUGAUA
Sorghum bicolor (sorghum) is the source of this 1378-nucleotide messenger RNA. RefSeq lists its product as uncharacterized. Lineage: Eukaryota; Viridiplantae; Streptophyta; Magnoliopsida; Poales; Poaceae. The transcript has 4 exons. The record is from RefSeq and is a predicted model, not a curated record. Bases 720 to 1115 code for a protein of 131 amino acids.